Molecule: messenger RNA, 1843 nt
Organism: Vicia villosa (hairy vetch)
Lineage: Eukaryota; Viridiplantae; Streptophyta; Magnoliopsida; Fabales; Fabaceae
Product: putative UDP-glucose flavonoid 3-O-glucosyltransferase 3
Exons: 2
Coding region: 285-1724 (479 amino acids)
Molecular function (GO): UDP-glycosyltransferase activity
Source: RefSeq, a predicted model, not a curated record
UGUUUAUGAAUUAUUGAAUAAUUCCAACAAGAUAGUACAAAGGUCCGCUCGACGUCGGUAGCUUGUCAGUUUUAUUUUCCAAGUUCAAUAUCUAGUACACGAGAAUAGUAAGCCAAUAGCUUCCACCCUCCAUCCAUUAUGCCACACAAACAUUUCAAUCUCACCACACUUUCAUUAUCCCACUACAUAUUAGAAUAGUUAUACUGAUACAAAAUAUCAAUUCAAAACAAACUCACAGUUUCACAUACUCACUCUCACACACUUCUAACAACAAGAAAAACAAGAUGAAAAAAGCACAACUGGUGUUUAUCCCUUCUCCUGGUGUUGGCCACUUAGUUUCAACUCUUGAGUUUGCUAAGCUUCUAAUCAACCGUGAUAACCGUCUCCGAAUAACCGUCUUGAUUAUCAAAUUCCCAAAUACCACAGAAACUGAUGCCUACACUAAAUCCCUUCCAAUCUUAGAUUCUCUCAAUGUCAUCAACCUUCCAGAAUGUUCUCUUCCCCCGAAUUCCAACCCAGGCUCCGCCAUGGCCGCUCUUCUUGAAGCUCAGAAACCAUACGUCAAACAAGCUGUCUCUAACCUCACUACUGGAGAAGGACAGCAUGGACACCUUGCUGCCUUCGUUGUUGAUAUGUUCUGCACCACCAUGAUUGACGUUGCCAAAGAGUUUUCCGUCCCUACGCUCGUCUACUUCACUUCCGGUGUUGCUUUCCUUGGUUUGAGCCUCCAUCUUCACACUAUCAAUGAACGAGACAACGUAGAUUCGACUCAGUUGCUGCAACUCACUGAGUUGGUUGUCCCAAGUUUUGCUAACUCGGUUCCGAUAAAAUCGUUGCCUAGUGCUGUGCUACUCAAGGAAUUGGAGUCGUUUAUGAUGGUCUAUUGGAAAGGCCUCAAGAAUGCCGAUGGCAUUAUAGUAAAUUCAUUUGAAGAGCUAGAAUCUCAUGCAGUUCACUCAUUUGUAUCCGAUGCAGAUCUAGCUAGUUUACCGAUAUAUCCGGUGGGUCCCAUACUAAAUUUGGAGCACAAAACCAAUGGCAUUGAUGGAUCUAAUGAUACCAUUAAGUGGCUUGAUGACCAACCUACUUCAUCGGUAGUUUUCCUCUGUUUCGGUAGUAGGGGUUCUUUCAAUGAGGAUCAGAUUAAGGAGAUCGCAUUGGCAGUUGAGAAUAUCGGUGUCCGUUUUAUAUGGUCUCUUCGAAAAUCUCCACCAAAAGGUUCAAUGGAUGCGCCCUCUGAUUACUCUCUUUUUGAUUUAGAUUUGAUUUUACCUAAAGGUUUUUUAGAUCGGACUGCAAAGAUUGGAAGGAUCGUUGGAUGGGCUCCACAAACUCAAAUAUUAGCCCAUCAUGCAACAGGAGGAUUUGUUUCGCAUUGUGGCUGGAAUUCAACACUCGAGAGCAUUUAUUUUGGUGUGCCUAUUGCCACUUGGCCUAUUUUUGCAGAACAACGGACUAAUGCUUUUCAAUUGGUGUGUGAGUUGAAGAUGGGUGUGGAGAUUGCAUUGGAUUAUAAUGUGGAGUUUAAUGGUGAGCCUAAUUAUCUUGUAACUGCAGACAAGAUUGAGAAAGGGAUAAGGAGUUUGUUGGAUAAGGAUGGAGAGGUAAGAAAGAAAGUGAAAAAGAUGAGUGAAAAAAGCAGGAAGACUUUGUUAGACGGAGGUUCUUCUUAUAUUUACUUAGCACGGUUGAUUGAUUAUAUUGUGAAUCAAGCAUCAAAUUGAGAUGGAGCAUGGAAAAAAUAGCUUUGCAGAGAGAUAGUAGUUUGCACGGAAUUUGAGACGCUAGCUUGCAAAGAGUGAGUCAAGAACUCAAGAUAUUCAAGUGCCAUCACCUAGUACAU